AUGUCAAUAGGUUCAGGAAUUGUCACUCCACAUUCUAGACCGGGUACCCCAGCUGAUCUCGUUACACCACCGGAUCAACAGCUGAAACUGAAUCCAGCUGCUUUGCAUAUUCCAUCGUCGUCGGCCGUCUCAGCCAGGUCACCAAUGUCCAAUGCCGCAGGAGGAGGAGGAUCUUCUUCAAAUCAUAGUCAUCACUUGCACUUGUCAUCAAAGCAAAACAAUGUGCCCUCGUAUGAGAAACCAAUUUACGAGCAAUUGUUGGCCAUGUAUAAGAAUUUGUUAUCACUCAAGAAUAAUAGAUCAAAGUACAUUAAUCUGAAGCAAGUUUAUCAAAUAUACAAUUCAUUUUUAGACAUUAUUAAUGAUUUGAAGGUGACAAGAAAAGACGAAGAGUUGAAGGGGAUAACUUUACAGUUGCCCAAUGGUAAUGAUUCAAUUAUAGACGACAAUUUUCAGUUGUUAAGUUUAUGCUUUGUCACCUGUGGGUUGAUCAAGUUUGCUCCUGCAACUUAUUCAAGUUUGAGUACUGUUAUGAAGUUGUUGACUCAUUUGAAAGAAUGUAAGGUAUAUACAAUGGAUGACUUACAGCCCGUUGGUACGAGAUUGGAGGAAAUUGGGGACAUCUUGGUGACAAGUCAGGACAAGUACGAAGAUGAAGAUGAAAACGAUGGAGACAAAAAGGAGGGACAAAAUCAUCAGAUUGAAGAAACGUUAUUGAGAAAUAAAUUGAAUAAGUGCAACGCCUUGUACCAAGAGUUGGUUGAUAACUUCAAUAACUUUCCUCUGGACUUGGAACCAGUUUAUCGUGAAUUGGUUGAUUUGAGACAGCAAAUAAUCAACUUGUAUACAGACUAUCAAGAUGUGUCGUCUCUGGCUCAGGACCAGGAUCAAGAUCAAGAAAAACAACGAUCACUUAGUGACAAGAUUGUCGCUAUUAAACAAGAGUUGAAAAGAAUUGAAAAAUUAAGAGAUGAAGGAGAUGGCAAGUUUCAUAGUAAUGAAUCAAUCAACGAUGAGCAAUUGGAUUCUAUCCAGCCUGUUAUGAAUGGAUUGAUUGAUGAUUGUAAUAAUUUAAUUGCAGAUGCACAAAUGCAUGAAGAAGAUUUGUCACUUGAGUCACUUACAAUAGAAGAUGACAAGGAUCUAGUAGACUUGAAGCAAGAAUACGCUACAAUUUAUAAGCAACUCCAAGAUUUAAAAUUAACGUUGGAGAAUUUAUUAGUUACAAGAAGAUGGACACUAAGAGAAACCGAUCUUUAUAAUUAUCAAAAGCUACUCAAAACAGUAGAUGAAGAGAGAAUUCAAAUUGUUGCAAAAACACCAAAAGGUAAGCUCAAGAAAUACCAGUUAUUAGUUCUUUAUUCAUUACGUCGUUGCUACUCGAUUGUUUAUAAACUAUUGGAAAGCAGUGAGCCAGUAAGUGAAAGUUUGACUCCUAUACAUAAUCAGUUGUCCACUGUGAAGAGAUGUUUAUUGGAAUUGAAAAGAGUAGACGGGGUGAAUAAUUUGAGAGAAUUAUACCCUUUCCAGUUUAAAUUGGCAUCGAUAGAUAAUAUGAGAAUAGAUGGCAAGUUCAUGGUUGACACAACUGUUCCUGAAGGACAAGGUGCCCUUUGCGCAUUGCUUAGUGAAUGUUUUGAUAUUUUACAAGAAAUGAAAAUCGAAGCAGAAGAAAAGGAAAUGGAGGAAGAAGAGGACGGGGAUGGAGAAGAAAACAUUGAUAAUGAUGGUAAUAGAAACGACGAUGAAGUAGGACGUAUGGUUGCCCAUGGAGGCAGUUUUACUAAUUCAAAAGAGGAGAAUAACGGAUUUACCAAUUCUACAAGCACUGGAGAACCCGAUGAUGUUGAAGUGAAAAGAAACAGGUUUAAGGAGUUUAACGAGGCUGACUAUGACUUGGAUAGUGUUGAUGAAGACGAAGAUAUUGAUGAGGAUGAUGACUAUGAAAUCAGCGGCGAUGACGACACAUUAGACAAGCCUAGUACGUUGCCCAAUAGUGUACCGAGACUACACCAUGAGUCAUCCUCGUCAGUAGUCUCUCACCAGCAUGGUAAGAAAAGGAAAAGAUUUGAUAACGAGGAGAAUGACGAUGGUGGCAAUAACUAUAGUCAUCAUCACCAUCAGCGGUCUAUACUAGAUUCCAAGCUGAAAAAUGUGCCUAGCCUAGUAACAAAAAAGUUUAAGAAAAGCAAGACUCCUAAAAUUAUAGGUCAGCCAUUACCUACUUCGCGAUUAAUUGAGUCCCUUGAUAAAUCAAAUUUGCAAAAAUUACUAAAUUCAUUAAUUGAUAUCCACCCCGAGUUGGUCAAAACAGUUAGCAAGAUAACGCCAUAUCCUUCGAUGGAGAAUUUACUUUGCAUAUUGAAUGAAAAAUUGAGCCACAUUGUUCAUAAUUUACCAUAUAAAUGUGAUUCCUCAAGUGAUUAUUCGUAUUUGAGAAUCAAACCUUAUUUACAGGAAUUUCUCUCCUGUUUGGAAGAUUACGUGCUAUGCAUAUUACCUCACAAUCAGCAGCAGCAGCAACAGCAGCAACAGCAACAGCAACAACAGCAACAGCAACAGCAACAGCAGCAACAGCAACAACAACAACAGCAGCAGCAGCAACACCACAAUCACUACCAUCACCACCUGCUCUUUGAUUCGUUGAAUUUUCUUCACCAAGCAACAGCACUCAUCCAUAAAUUACCAAAUUUCACGAAUUCGGAAUUCCAAUAUAUUAGAAACUUGACCUAUGAGCAACUUGUCAAUUGUUGGCUAAUUAUCAUAAAUCAAGAUACAGAAGAAGAAUUUUAUAAGAUUAUCCAAGAAUUAGAUAUGAUUGAAAAAUUAAAAAUACAUAUUGAACAAGGAGAUGCUAAGUUCAACAAAGUUAUUGAAUCUAUUGAGUGCAAAAUGAGCUUUUACGAGGAGCAGAAUGAGAACAAGAGUGAUGGGAGAAGCAUGACAGGUAAAAACGCCUUGAUAACAGGUGGAAGUGCUGGUUUAGGAGCAGCGGUCGCGCACCAAUUAGCAGCAGAAGGAGUCAACAUUGCAAUCAAUUAUGCACAUUCGAAAGAACGUGCGGAUUCGUUAUCUCAGGAUCUCGAAGCUAAAUACAAUGUGAAAACAAUAACAAUACAAGGUGAUGUGUUUGAUGCGCCAAACCUUCACAGAUUGGUUGACAAAACGGUUUCUGAACUAGGCGGGAUCGACAUUCUUAUAUCUAAUGCAGGAUGGACCAAAAUUGUAGAUUACCAAGAUUUGGAAGCAAUGGAUGAAGAAUUGUGGGAUGGAACAUUCUCGGCCAACGUAAAAGCUCACUAUUUCUUAUUCAAAGCAGCGAAACCGUACUUUGACCAGAAUUUGGACGGAGGAGUGUUUAUUGCAAGUGCAUCAGUUGCAGGUCGUAUGGUUUUUGGAUCUUCAAUCCCUUAUGCUGUCAGCAAAGCAGCACUAAUUCAUUUAAUAAAGAUGUUGGCCAAAACACAGGGCCCGAAAGUUAGAUUACAUGCAGUGUGUCCCGGAUUAUUGUUAACUGAAUGGGGUCAACGAUUUAGUGAAGAGAAAAUUCAAGCUGCUCUUGGUAAAUCUCCCCUCGGAAAAAUCACUGAUAUUGAUGAAUGUGCUUCCCAGUUUGUAUUGUUGAGUAAAUUGGCUACUCUGACAGGUACUGUUGUCGCUAUGGAUGCUGGUAUUUCUUUGUGA
Molecule: messenger RNA, 3684 nt
Organism: Lodderomyces oxycetoniae
Lineage: Eukaryota; Fungi; Ascomycota; Pichiomycetes; Serinales; Debaryomycetaceae
Exons: 3
Coding region: 1-3684 (1227 amino acids)
Biological process (GO): nuclear protein quality control by the ubiquitin-proteasome system; proteasome localization
Cellular component (GO): cytoplasm; nucleus
Molecular function (GO): oxidoreductase activity
Source: RefSeq, a predicted model, not a curated record